Molecule: messenger RNA, 878 nt
Organism: Caenorhabditis elegans
Lineage: Eukaryota; Metazoa; Nematoda; Chromadorea; Rhabditida; Rhabditidae
Gene: F26G1.11
Product: TransThyretin-Related family domain
Exons: 3
Coding region: 69-680 (203 amino acids)
Cellular component (GO): cell surface; extracellular region
Source: RefSeq, marked reviewed
UUGUCGUAACAGAAACGUAAUUUGGAAUGAACAAAUACUCAUAAUCAAUCAUAACUAUUCAACUUCCAAUGAAUACGUUUUUACUCUAUUGUAUCAUACUUCUGGCUAUUUCAAAAAAUGUAUUUUCCUAUAAUAUAUCAAAUUUUAAAAUCGAAGGAGUCUUGAAGUGCAAAGGACAACCUACGCGAGGAAAAAUCAUAAUGGUAGACGACAAUCUUGAUUUCUGGGAUAUCCUUUUGGAUGAGGUACAAGUUUCCGAAAGCGGGGAAUUUGAACUAUACGGCUGGGAAAAUGAUGACUGCCUUAAUAUUAAUAUAAUCAUUGAACAUGGAUGUACUAAAGGGAGAAGUGAAGAAGAAAUACAAUCCAACAUUAACGUUUAUUCCGAAUUUCCCAUAUCGUUAAGUGCCUUGCAUAAACACAAUUAUGAAUUGAAUCAAGACUUUGAGCUAAGGUAUAUGAAGGCUCACAGAUCGUGGCCUCAAAUUCAUAUAUACAGACAUUGGUUAUAUUAUUUACAGACAAAUUCCUUCAAAAGCCUUGAAACUAUAUUUAGAAGACACUAUUGGAGGGCACGACCAGUCAAAAUAAACAGAAAAGUUUCGAGUUCAAUUCAAAAUAAAUGCUACUUUACACAUAUUUUCCUACUUCUUGUAUCUCUUUUUAAUUGUAUCUUUUAGUAUAAUUUUUUUAAAAUUAGUUUUUUUAAACUCACAUCAGAACUAACUCCGUACAUCUUCUGCCUAAAAUCGAGCAUCGGCUUGCGAUACUUCGCUGGCAAAUACAUAUCAUAAUUCGACACAAGGCACCACAUUAAAAAGUUGUUAAUUGAGCUCAAUGGUUUCGACUUGAUAAGUGAAUAUAAAUUGUCAAAAUAA